AUCCGACGGCUGAGACCAGCCACACAAACCCUCAAUAUAUAUUCGCUCGCCCCCCGCUGCGUCUCGCCGCUCCUACACCGCGCCGUCGCCAGCAGCCGCCGCCGCUGCCUCUCCUCCUCCUCCCCUCGCCGCCGAUCCAAUCCGGUCACUUUCAGUCUUUUUUCUUGAGGGGGAGAUGGCGGUUUCUUUCACCAACGUUAGCUCAGAGGCAGGCCUCAAAAAGCUCGAUGAGUACCUUCUCACUCGCAGCUACAUCUCUGGGUACCAAGCCUCCAACGAUGACUUGGCUGUGUACUCUGCAUUUUCAACUGCGCCCUCUUCAAGCUAUACCAAUGUUGCUAGGUGGUUUACUCACAUUGAUGCACUCCUACGUCUGAGUGGAGUUACUGCUGAUGGUCAAGGCGUAAAGGUCGAGUCGACAGCUGUUCCUUCAGCUUCAACCCCUGAUGUUGCUGAUGCAAAGGCUCCUGCAGCUGAUGAUGACGAUGAUGACGAUGUUGACCUUUUUGGUGAGGAGACUGAAGAGGAGAAGAAGGCAGCUGAGGAGCGUGCUGCUGCUGUCAAGGCUUCUGGCAAGAAGAAGGAAUCUGGGAAGUCCUCAGUGUUGCUUGAUGUCAAACCAUGGGACGAUGAGACUGACAUGACCAAAUUGGAAGAAGCUGUGAGGAAUGUUAAGAUGGAAGGCCUCCUUUGGGGCGCAUCCAAGCUUGUCCCGGUUGGUUACGGUAUCAAGAAAUUGCAAAUCAUGAUGACCAUUGUCGAUGAUCUUGUGUCGGUUGAUAGUCUGAUUGAGGACUACUUCUACACCGAACCAGCGAAUGAGUACAUCCAGAGCUGCGACAUUGUUGCGUUCAACAAGAUCUAGAUCUUCCUUGAGUCAGGUGAUGGCGAUCGGUGCACAAAGAUAAAAAGAAAAAUCCGGAAGUUUGAAUUACCGUUGAUACUUCAAUCUAGAAGUUUGAAUUACCAUUGAUGUGUCGUUCGUGGUGUCAACUAGUACUUGAGCCCGUUUUGUGUUGAGAUUGUAGCACUCUACUUCUACUGAGAUCGUUUUCUCCUCCUUUAAUGUUUAAAGACCAAUCAGGUUAUUAUUACUGUGUCUGCCUGUGUCACCAUAGCGGCAUUGUUGGUCGAUCCAGUUUUGAUGCGGUCUUCAA
This is a messenger RNA of Oryza sativa Japonica Group (Japanese rice), 1157 nucleotides long. The record is from RefSeq and is a predicted model, not a curated record. NCBI's taxonomy places the organism in Eukaryota, Viridiplantae, Streptophyta, Magnoliopsida, Poales, Poaceae.